UAAUCAUAAUCAUAAAGCCUGACAACACUCAAGACCACAUUGACCGCAGCGUCAGCAAAGGGGCAAACAAGUUUUAACUACUACACGACGCAUAAGUGAAAUUAAAUCGACUAAACUUGGAGCCUCUCUGAGAGCUAGGAGGGGGGGCGGCGAAAGGGGAUAAAGCAGCUGGAUAAAGCAGUCCUCCAAAAUCCACUCUGGCCUCUCCCAAAGCUUUCACCAACACUUCUGGAGCCUCCGCUGUAGGAUAUCAGCCAGGCUCUUGUGACCUCCUCCAAGCCUGAAACUCACCUGUGGAGCCGACAACCUCUCCAUCCUUGAGGAGGAGGAAGUGGCUGAGCCCAUGGCUUUGUGUCUCGGUCAGGUGUUCAGUAAAGAUAAAACCUUCAGGCCACGGAAACGUUUCGAACCCGGCACCCAGCGCUUUGAACUGUACAAGAAGGCCCAGGCCUCGCUCAAGUCCGGUUUGGACCUGAGAAAAGUGGUGCAACUACCUGAGGGCGAGAGCCUCAACGACUGGAUCGCUGUGCACGUGGUGGAUUUCUUCAACAGGAUCAACCUGAUCUAUGGCACGGUCAGCGAGUACUGUACUGAGCGCACCUGUCCCAUCAUGUCCGGGGGGCUCAGGUACGAAUACAGGUGGCAAGAUGGGGAUGACUACAGGAAACCCACCAAGCUGCCCGCUCUGAAGUACAUGAACCUGCUGAUGGACUGGAUAGAGUCGCUCAUCAACAAUGAGGACAUCUUCCCCACCAGAGUAGGUGUUCCUUUCCCCAAGAAUUUCCAGCAGGUGUGCAAGAAGAUUCUGAGCCGGCUCUUCAGGGUGUUUGUGCAUGUUUACAUCCAUCACUUUGACAGCAUCUGCAGCAUGGGUGCAGAGGCCCACAUCAAUACCUGUUACAAGCACUACUACUUCUUCAUCUCUGAGUUCAAUCUCAUCGACCACUCCGAACUUCAGCCCCUGAAAGAGAUGACAGAGAAGAUAUGCAAUUAAAUUGCAAAGUUGAAGAGAAAUGUUCACCUCUAUGGACUCAAAACAAAGUUUUUUCACAUAAAUGUGUACAGUAUG
This is a messenger RNA of Doryrhamphus excisus (bluestripe pipefish), 1069 nucleotides long. The record is from RefSeq and is a predicted model, not a curated record. NCBI's taxonomy places the organism in Eukaryota, Metazoa, Chordata, Actinopteri, Syngnathiformes, Syngnathidae.